AUGACGGAUAACAAUGAACAACGACGGAGAAACGCAUCACGGACAUCUGGCUCUACAACGGCAACCGGUCUGCUUAAAGUUGUAAGUCCUGAUGUUAAGUAUGAGGCUGACUUCAUCUAUGCAUCAUACCCUUACAGGACAGUCAAUGCUGUCGUCCAGGAGGAUGGAGAUGUACGGGCGGAGCCUGUCGAGCGCCUUUAUCACUUUCGGACAGCGGUAAGACCUCGUAAACUUGGUUUGAUGCAAGUCGGGUGGGGUGGGAACAAUGGGACUACCGUAACUGCAGCUGUUGUGGCAAACCAGCAGAACAUUACGUGGGAGACGAGAGCUCAGCAGCACCUCCCGAACUACAAUGGAUCGCUCACACAGGCAUCCACUAUGCGAGUGGGCUUUGAUGCGCAAGGGAGAGACAUUUUUGUCCCCAUGAAAUCAGUUUUGCCGAUGGUAGAACCCAACGACAUUGUGCUGGGGGGUUGGGAUAUAUCGGGGUGCAACUUAGCCGACGCCAUGGAUAAGGCCAAGGUCCUCGAGCCGGAUUUAAGAAGCAAGUUGCGACCAUUCAUGGAAGACAUGGUGCCCCUGCGGGCUGCGUUUGACCAACAGUUUAUUGCAAAGAAUCAGCAACCUCGUGCAACUAAUAUCUUGUCAACGUCCGAUAAAGGGGAGCAACUCGAACAAUUGCGCAAGGAUAUUCGAAAUUUCAAGUCCACCAAGGAGUUGGAAUAUGUCGUCAUCAUUUGGACGGGAAACUCGGAACGUUAUGCCACCGAAAUAACUGGAGUAAACGAUACUGCCAGCAACCUAAUGACUGCAAUCAAAGAGUCACAUCAAGAGGUAUCUCCUUCGACGUUAUACUGCGUUGCAGCAAUUCUUGAAGGGUGUCCAUACGUAAACGGAUCUCCUCAAAACACAUUUGUCCCAGGUGUCGUGGAACUUGCUCGCGAAAGAAACGUGAUGAUAUGUGGCGAUGAUUUCAAGUCAGGACAGACGAAGAUGAAGUCUGUUCUGGUAGACUAUUUGAUCGGGUGUGGUUUCAAGAUCAAGACGAUGGUAACAUAUAACCAUCUCGGAAACAACGACAUGUAUCAACUCACGGAUGAAGUGAUGUGGAAGCCUAAAUCAGCCUCCAAGUCGAGAGUAGUCGAAGAUAUUGUCGACUCAAAUGGAGUUCUAUACAAAGGAAAUGAAGAUUCAAUCGAUCAUAUUGUCGUUGUGAAGUACGUACCCUUUCUAGGAGACUCCAAGCGAGACGUGUCAGAGUAUACAUCUGAGGGGUUCAUGGACGGACACUACACAACUAUAAUGCACAAUGAAUGUCUUGAUUCUGCCUUGUGUGCACCAUUGAUCCUUGACUUGGCGAUAUUCGUCGAACUAUUUUCUAGGGUUCAGUAUGCUGUUGAGGAAGGGGACGCAGGCUUGAGGAAAGACAAGUAUAGCGGAAUGGAAACAGCUCUCAGCGUGCUCGGAUUUUACAUGAAGAUUCCGCGAGUACCACCCGGCGAACCAAUUGUAAGCGCACUGGGAAGGCAGAAGGCAUGUAUUGAAAAUCUGCUGCGGGCUCUUGUUGGACUACCACCAGAGAACAAUCUCCUGUUAGAGAGAAAGUGCCCUUUCUAG
Messenger RNA from Chondrus crispus (carragheen), 1617 nucleotides. Its product is annotated as myo-inositol 1-phosphate synthase. The record is from RefSeq and is a predicted model, not a curated record. Lineage: Eukaryota; Rhodophyta; Florideophyceae; Gigartinales; Gigartinaceae. The transcript has a single exon. The coding region runs from base 1 to 1617 and encodes 538 amino acids. Gene Ontology annotation, cellular component: cytoplasm. Gene Ontology annotation, biological process: phospholipid biosynthetic process; inositol biosynthetic process. Gene Ontology annotation, molecular function: inositol-3-phosphate synthase activity.